Messenger RNA from Acaulospora colombiana, 154 nucleotides. The record is from the annotation of a GenBank genome assembly. Lineage: Eukaryota; Fungi; Glomeromycota; Glomeromycetes; Diversisporales; Acaulosporaceae.
CGGAUGAUAAUAUGACCGAUGAUGCGGACGAUUAUUUGCGAAAGGCGGUCAAUUCUAUGAUUGGAGAAGUGAGAAGUAACUCAUUGAAAGUAAAUGGCAUAGAUUUGGAUGAAACUUUCGAAAAAUUCUGUGAUGAGUGUGAAAAUGAAUUUGA